CUCCAGCGGAGGGUGGAGGCAGACCCCAACCCACCUUCCUGUGGGGAGAAGGCGCUGCUCCUUUGCCAGAGGGACGCGUGGUGCCCGGACACGGCCCUGACCCGCGCGUAGUAGCGCCGCUCCGGGUCCAGGGUGUAGUAGCGGGCGUUGCUGGGGCUGCCGUGGCCCGGCUCCCACCUCAGCAGGUGCCGCGCCACCUCCGCGGCGAAGCGCACGGCCCGGGGCCUGGCCAGCCCCUCACCUGCGGGCACAGGGGUGCUCAGGAGGCUGCACGGCCCUGCCCCGCCAGCCCCACGGGAGCCUCAGGACGGCCUCCUGCAGCAUCACCCCGUGACGGGUGAGGGACAGCCCAUCUGAGGCUUGGUGCUUUCCUGCCCCAAGAAAGGAGCUGUAUUUGCAUCCCCAAUCCCCUGCCAUUCGCCACCAGCUCUGUUUGGACUCGGCUUUCCUGUUUUGCUCAUCUGCUGCCUGGGUGAAACCAGACUUUUUCACACCUCCUGCCUGAUCUCGGUGUUGUCACCUGGCAGAAAAGCCCCGCUGACAACAUCUGCCACUUUUCCCUUGCAGGUUUCCCCAGCAUCUGCUGCCUGCUGGCAAACACCCAGCCCAGCACAGUGUCCCCAGGACCGUGGGCACACCGGUGGGGACAAGCCAGGCUGGUGCCCCUCUCUGAGCCUUUGGGGUCCCAGCCAGCAGCGAAUGGCAAGCGGGAAUUCUUGACUUCUGGGUCACACCAGCGAGGUUCUCCUGGGGUUGGGCAUGGCUGUGCAUCCCCUCCUCUGCGCUCAGCUGGGCAGGAGAGCUGUGGGUGAGUGAGUGGGGGGCACAGAGGGCAGGAAGGGGGGCUCAGAGGACAGUGGGAGCCCCGGGAUGCUGCUGUUCCCCGGGGCCGGGUCUCCCGUGCUCCCUCAUUCCCGGGCCCCGCUGGCCCUGCCCCGCAUCCCUGGCCCAGCCAGGGCAGGUGUUUUGCAGGCUGUGCCUGGAGCAGUUGGGAAACCGGCGGCGCUGGAGCCGGGCAGGUCCGACAGGUUUGCUCCUGGCGCUGCCACUGACGUACGAGCCCGCUCGCCAAACACCUCCUGCCGCGGCCCCGCGGAGCUGGCUGUGCUCGGCACCGCGCUGCUGGCAUGGCUGUGCCGCAGCUCUGAGCCCAGCCCAGCCCCGAGCCCGGCCCAUGGACGGCAAAACCUCCCCGACCACUGCCUCGCCCAGCAGUGUCCCCCCCAGCCUCCUCCAUGUCUCCAAGGUCAGCAGCAUCUUCGGUGCCCGACCUCCACAGCCUCGAGAGAACGUCCUGGGCAUCAGCUUCAAACCCUACAGCCCCGAGGCCGGCACAGCCCCGAGCCCCUGCUCAGCCUGUGAGAGCACACGAUCCUCCAUGUUCAGAGCUCCCUGCAUGAGCCAGCGGCGGCUCGCGCUCAUCUUCUGCGUCUCCAUCCUCAUCGUGCUGCUCAUCGCCCUCAUCCUGCUGUUGACUGGGAAUGCUCCUGUGCCCGGCACGCCUCCAGAUGCCCCCCCAGGUGGGUCACAGCCCUUCACCCACAGCCAGCCCCGGCCUCAGCGUGGUGUUCUCCCGCUUCCAGUCAUGUUCUGGCGGUCGCAGACGGGCAUUGUGUACAAGGAACCAGCAGAGAGCUGCAGGGACAGCGCCGUGCGCUGCGACGGCGUCGUCGACUGCUCCCAGAGGAGCGACGAGCUGGGCUGUGUGCGCUUCUCAUCCGGGGAGUCCUUGCUCCAUGUCUACUCCAGCACCGAGGGCCAGUGGCUGCCGGUGUGCAGCAGUGACUGGGACGAGUCUUUCUCCAGGAAAACCUGCCAGCAGCUGGGAUUCCAGAAUGCGUCACAGACCGAGUACAUCCCCCUGCACGUCUCUGGCAAGAGCCUCACGGUGACUGAUGAGCGAGAGACCAUCCAGCAGAGCCUCAACAGCUCCCAGUGUCUCACCGGGAAGUACGUCUCCCUGCGAUGCACAACCUGCGGGCAGAGGAUUUCUGGCCGGAUCAUCGGUGGGAAGGAGACCUCAGUGAACAAAUGGCCAUGGCAGGUCAGCGUGCAGUACGGGCCCAUCCACAUCUGCGGCGGCACCAUCAUCGACGCGCAGUGGGUGCUCACGGCUGCCCACUGCUUCUUCAUGAACAGCAUGAAGAUCCUGGAUGACUGGAGGGUGUACGGAGGGGUGUCAGAUCUGAAGCAGCCCAUGGAGGGCAUCCCUGUGUCCCAGGUCAUCAUCAACUCCAACUACAGCGAUGACCACGAUGACUACGACAUUGCCCUCAUGAAGCUCUCCAGGCCCCUGACACUCUCAGCCCAGGUCCGCCCCGCCUGCCUGCCCAUGUACGGCCAGCGAUUCCAGACCGGCCGGUCCUGCUUCAUCACCGGCUUCGGGAAGACCAGAGAGAACGAAGAUAACACAUCCCCGAAGCUGCGGGAGGCCGAGGUGAAGCUGAUUGACUACAAGAUCUGCAACAGCGACAAGGUGUACGAGGGCUACCUGACCCCGCGCAUGAUGUGCGCCGGCUACCUGCAGGGAGGGAAGGACGCCUGCCAGGGUGACAGCGGAGGGCCCCUGGUCUGCGAGGACGAUGGCCGCUGGUAUGUGGCCGGGGUGACGAGCUGGGGGACAGGAUGUGGCCAGAAGAACAAGCCCGGAGUGUACACGCGAGUGACAAAGCUCCUCAGCUGGAUAUACAGCAAAAUGGAGAGCGAGAACGACUAAAGGUGGGAUGGACGCUUGCCUGGGCUGUGCCUCUCCGGCUGGCACGGGCCACUGCCCCAGGCUGCUGCCAGGGCACCACGGCACCAGCCAACCCCCCACCUCUCUCUGGACUGUCCGUGCAGCCAGGGACGUGUGGCUGCCCCAGAACUCUGAAAACAGCACCUGCAAAGUGACCCUGCCCUCGCCUGGUGCCAGGGGUGACAUGGGCACAGCACCCACCCGGGGGGGACACAGCCCAUGCCAGCAGCUGGCCGUGCUGGCUGGGGGACACCUCCUCACCCCGUGCCUGUGACUCUUCUCCUGUAAAUAGACCUGUCUGGACAGGCUGUGCGAGUGCUUCCUGGCAGGGCCGUGGCACUCUCAGCGGCCAGGGGCUGCCAGCAGUGCCCGUGGAGAGGGAACUCUCUCCUUGUGCCAGGUCAGCACCUCAGGGUGCAGGGUGUGGCAGCUGUGUCCACACUGUCCACACCUCCGGGGCCACGCUGGCGGCUCUGCUGCGAAGGGGAGCCCCGAGGGGUGGAUAUUGCACCCUCUGGGAGGGGCGGCCGCUGCUGCAGUGUUUGCGGAGGGAUUUAGGAAGUGCAUUUUAAGGGACGUCCCACCCUGCCAGAGCAAUCCCUGUUUGUUUAUUUUGCCGUGCUCUGAGCCAGCGCUCCCUCCCAGGGCUGCAGCCGCUCUCGGUCUGCCCCGGGGAGGGUUCGUGGGGCCGCUCUGUGCCUGGGGGUGGCUCUGGGAGGUGUGACAGAAAUCAGCGGCAGCCAAAGGCCACGCUGGAGUGUGGCUCAGUCACCCCCGCUGGCAGUGCCCAGAGUGAGGCAGCCCUGGAUCUCCCUGCUGUGAGCUCUGCAGUGCCCCAGGGCUGCCUGCAGGGAUGGCACAGUCAGCCUGUCCUCCCUGCCCACGCCCCAGCAGGGACACUUCUCCCUGUGCCUCCUGGUGGAUGCUGGGGCACACAAGGAGAUCCCCAGGGUGAGCAGAGGCUGCCUGCUCCCCUCCCCAGCCCUGUGGUCAGCUGCAGGGGGGUCCUGUGGAGCCUGGCCACCCCUGCACUCUUCUAAUAAAUGUUUUGGUAGUGCCCCA
Molecule: messenger RNA, 3796 nt
Organism: Prinia subflava (tawny-flanked prinia)
Lineage: Eukaryota; Metazoa; Chordata; Aves; Passeriformes; Cisticolidae
Gene: TMPRSS13
Product: transmembrane serine protease 13
Exons: 16
Coding region: 1175-2716 (513 amino acids)
Biological process (GO): proteolysis
Cellular component (GO): membrane
Molecular function (GO): protein binding; serine-type endopeptidase activity
Source: RefSeq, a predicted model, not a curated record